AUGAUCAUAGUCAACGCCACUCUGCGCCAAGACGAUGCAACCGCGUCCACUCGCACCGCCGCCCGUCUCUUGCGCCGCAAGCCACAGCUGGUCCAACAAGUGUGGAAAGAGUUCGUCGAAAAGGGCUCCACCACGACCAAGCCCCAAGCCCCCUGCGACAUGUCUCUCCGAACAAGACUCCCCGUCACGUCAGACCUGGCCAAGAUCAUUCAAGACUUCGUUCGCCAGCGUCGCCAAGGACGAUAUCGGACAGUGGCGAAGGACGUUGCCCACUUCCUGCGGUCCCAAAACCUCUUGGAAUUCGAAAUAGAGUCGCAAUCGUCAACGCAAGCAGCCUACCGGUCAACCCAGAGGGUCCUGGCAAAACUUGGGUACAAGAGGGGAAAGAAGAAGAGAGGUCUAGGCCUUCGCAUGUGCGAAGCUAAUGCAUCGUGA
Molecule: messenger RNA, 435 nt
Organism: Aphanomyces astaci
Lineage: Eukaryota; Oomycota; Saprolegniomycetes; Saprolegniales; Verrucalvaceae
Exons: 1
Coding region: 1-435 (144 amino acids)
Source: RefSeq, a predicted model, not a curated record